Fusarium tjaetaba is the source of this 555-nucleotide messenger RNA. RefSeq lists its product as uncharacterized. The coding region runs from base 1 to 555 and encodes 184 amino acids. The record is from RefSeq and is a predicted model, not a curated record. NCBI's taxonomy places the organism in Eukaryota, Fungi, Ascomycota, Sordariomycetes, Hypocreales, Nectriaceae. The transcript has 2 exons.
AUGCUCACUACCAAGCUCCUCAUGAUGACAAUGGCCACGUUUGUCACGGCCACCCCAAUUGCAUCAGCCCCCAAGGCUGAGUCUACUGCAUGGUCACCUCUCAAUGCUGAGGAUAAGAUCGAUUGGCACGGCGUCGAUAAGAAAGCCUUCAAGGACCCAGCCAAUUGGAACAAUACUGCCUCGGCUGGCACCACAGAGAGACCUGCUGACUCUAUGGUCAUCCUGGCUGGGCCUUGUGAACAGGGUACUUGCCCUGAUUACAACGCGGCAUUCGACCUGGUCUACACCUUCAUCAACGACUGCAACAACUGUCAACGCACCAAGGUCGGCAGCAGUCUCGGUGGCACUGUGGCUGGCGGCUGCUUGGACUUUACCUCGUGUGGCCGUGCCCAGACAAUCUGCGUGGACCCCGGCAAGACCCGCGCCCACCGCAUCUGGAAGGAUAAGAACGUCAAGACAUGUUACAACUUGAGGGUUGAGGAUCUCGGAAGCUGCGGUUUUGUUAAGUCACGGAUUGUCUUACACCCUACCGGUGAGACUGCGUGCAACUGGUAA